This is a messenger RNA of Neurospora hispaniola, 519 nucleotides long. RefSeq lists its product as uncharacterized. The transcript has 2 exons. Lineage: Eukaryota; Fungi; Ascomycota; Sordariomycetes; Sordariales; Sordariaceae. The record is from RefSeq and is a predicted model, not a curated record. The coding region runs from base 1 to 519 and encodes 172 amino acids.
AUGAGUUCCCAGGCCGGCAAUACCGACAUUGAACGCCUCUUCGAAGAGGCAUGGAGCAAAAGCUGGUAUGCCCGCUACAGAUGCGCUCGGAGGAACUUUGCAGGCACCUGGAUGGGGCCCUGUGUUCCCGUCGAGAUCGUUGGCCUUUGGAAACGUCGCGACUGGUUGGACCUACUCCUCGGAACCGGUGGAGUUCCGGCCGCCAAUACGUAUCGGGUCAUCAUCGAGGCCUUGAAGACCAUGCCCGAAUUCGAGAAGGAGAUAACAGGCCACCUGUGUGGAUCCGUUCCUAUGGAAGAUAUGCCAUUGCGCGACAGGCCGGAUGGACCAUAUUGGGGCGCCACACGCGCUUGCAACGUACUACACAAGGAUGUCCUCGAUUUUGAGUCCCAGACUGUCAAGGACAGGACCUUGAGUGGCCUCUACGUCGGUCCGUACGCUACCGCACCUGGGAGUGGCGCCGACACACUGAAGGACGAGCCUCCCGUUACAAUCGUUCCGGUUCCCGAAGAACAAUAG